CUCGUCUAUUCCAAAUUAGAAAGUGGGUAUGAGUAUUUCCAUGCAUUCUUUAUGGAUAAACAUUGGCAUAAUAAUUGUACUAGAAAUGAAUAUUGUAAUAUGAGCUUCGAAGAUUACAUGAAGUUGAAAAAUAAUCUUUCACCUUGCUAUUUCACAAAGAAGGCAAUCCAUCGAUAUGAGAUGUGGUUGGAAAAUCAAAAAAAUAUUCAUAUGAACAAUACUUUCUUAACUCCUCCUUUUUCAAAAAAGCUUAUCCAAUAUCAAAGAUACUAUUCCCAAAGGGAAUCUUGGAUGGAUAAGUCAUGUUCUUUAACUUUUCCUCCUUUGCCACCAAAGUCUAUUACAUUAAUGAGUGGCUUUGAGAGAUACAUUAUGCGACGUAAUGCAAGUGUAUCAGAGAUUUCAGCCUAUAAAUUUGAAAGAAGCCAG
This is a messenger RNA of Funneliformis mosseae, 429 nucleotides long. The record is from the annotation of a GenBank genome assembly. Lineage: Eukaryota; Fungi; Glomeromycota; Glomeromycetes; Glomerales; Glomeraceae.